Molecule: messenger RNA, 2817 nt
Organism: Rosa rugosa (rugosa rose)
Lineage: Eukaryota; Viridiplantae; Streptophyta; Magnoliopsida; Rosales; Rosaceae
Exons: 8
Coding region: 1847-2677 (276 amino acids)
Source: RefSeq, a predicted model, not a curated record
AGAUAAUUCUAAACACUGAAAAUUAUCUCAAUUCUCUAGUCUUCAGAAGCUCUGCGUCUCAACCAAGGAGGAGAAGAAGUCAUGCAAUACAUCAAGAUCCUAGCUGCCAUCCAUCCUUGUAUCGUCCCUAGAAGAUUGCUUGCUUUCAAGGAUCUUCAAGUUCUUCGUCUCAAGGCUUGUCAUCCAUCUUUCACGGUGUAUUUCAUACUUUCUUUUAUUUUCCUUUGUUUGAUUUGUAGAGUUAUGAAUUCUAGUUAACAUGAUGUUAAGGGCAAAGUUUAAAGCCCAUUUUUAUGUUUUGAAAUAAAUUUGUAAUUUCUAUAUGUUGAUUUAUAUGUUGCUUAUGUGAGAUUGCUUAAUUGAUUGAUUUUGUUUUACAGAAAACUUUUAUAUGUAUGUGUUCUUUGGUGGCCAACUUAGGAUAUAUGCAUGUAAUUGGAGCUAAAUUUAAGUAGUAAAGGCUUUGGACAAAAGUCGAAAUCAAUUAAGGAGGAUUGCAAAUAGAUGAGCUUUCUCAUACUAGGUUGUGCACUUUGGUUGACAUCUUUUCUUUGUUCUUCAUGCAUUGAAUGUGUUCUUGAGUAGCUAGCUUUCUAGACUAUGAUUGCAUGUUCAAUAGGUUUAAUUUAGGUGCUUUCACUUAGAUUAAAUAUUGAAGGAAAGUAAAAUAUGGGAAAUCAUUUGCUUCGAAUGUUUCACAUGGUCAACUUCUUUCUUAUGACUUGGAAGAACAAUUAUAGGGUUUAAAUCAAAUCUGAUUACAUGGAAUUGGUUUUGAUCUUUGUUUCUUACGUUUCCUUCUUGUACACAUGUGGUUUUAUAUUUUCUUUAUUUUAUUUAUUUUAAUUUUUAAUUUUAUAUUCCUAAGACCCCCUUAUUUGUGUUUACUUGUAUAUAUUUCUUUUCUUUGUUUUAUUUUUGUAAAUAAUACUUUUUACUUUUACUAAUUAAUUAAUUAUUUUUGCAAUUACAGGUGUACCCUCAAUCCCCGGAAUAGAACGAUCCCUAUUUACUAUAUACUAACGAUGACAUUUGCAGGGUUAAAUUAUGCGCUUGCUUUUAGCGUAUCAUUCGUCAAAUACAAGCAACAAAGAACCAACAAGAAAGACUUCGACUCAAACCAGACAACAUACCAACUUUAGCAAUUUGGAAGAAGUUUGUCAAGACAAAAACAAGUCCAACAUUUAAGAUAUGCUAUUUUCUGAGCUAAUAAUUAAGUACAAGCUUAUAUUAAGGGGUAGUAUUAUGAUAAAGAAAAAAUGACUUCAGGCUAUAAGUGACAAGUACAAGGCAUUGAGGCGUAAAUAAGUACCACACACAUGCAGUCGCAAGUGAAUGGUUCGAUUAGCAGCUGAUAUGAAAAGAGAUAGUGCCGACUGAUCUUUUGUGUCAAGGGUUAAAGUUUGGAUCAAAUCUCGAACAAAAAAAGAUGGUACACCUGUGAAUACAGCAGUUGGUGAAACUAUUGAGAAGUUAAGAGAAGUUGAAAGUGAUUCACCCUCAUCCUCAACAACUAAUGUGAGAGAAGAUGCUCUUUCCCAAGUAUUAGGACAAGAUAAACCUGGACGAUUAAGAUGAAUGGGAAGAGGAGUUACUAUAAGCAAAUUAGCCUUCUUGCAGUCUAGGGACAAGCAUGUGUUCCAGCUAGAAGAGCAACACACUGAUAUGCGAAGUAGAAUCAAGCAUUUGGAGAGCUUAGUCCAUAAAUUAAUUGGACAUCAUGAGACAAUGCAAAAUGAGGAAGAUAAAAAUGAGCAAAAUGGGUCUCAAGUUGACAAGACUUCUCCAGUGAGUAUAUAUCAGCCCCAAAUCUCUAGACAAGUGCAAGCUUUUAGAUUGGUGUGGAAUGGAUGAGAUUGUAGCCGAAGGACGUUGGUGUUUCAAUGAUCCGAAUGAGCUUAUCAAUCAUACUCCUCUUGGAUCUAAUGCAAUGAAAGUGAGGGUAGAUAUUCCAAACAAACCAGAAGCUUUUCUUUGGAGGCCUACACCUAAUAUGAGUUGUAUGGAACAAGCUCAAGGUAAGACAAUAGCGUGGCCAGCUGAUAAAGUGGUCUUGCAAAUCAGUCAGCAAUCUGAGAAUGAAGAUAAUCUAUCUAUGCCUUCGAGUAAAAACAUGAAUUCUAUCAAGUGCAAGUUGUUCAAUUGGAGUGGAAAAGAGGAAAUAGUUGCUGAAGGUCGUUGGUUCUCUAAUGAUCCAAAAAUGAUUGUUAAUGAUAUUCCUCUCGGACCUAAUGCCAUGAUAGUUUGGGUUGAUAUCCCAACAUGUCCUGAAGCAUUUUUAUGGAGACCUACGCCUAACAUGACAUAUAUUGAAGAUGCUAUUGGCACUAAAGUAGCAUGGUCUGCUAAUAAAGUUGUUUUGGAAAAUAGUCCAAACAUUGAGGAAGUUGAAAACAUAUCAUCUCCUUCGAGUGUGAACAACAACUCCAAGAAAAAGUGCAACUUGUUAGAUUUUAGUGGCUCGGGAAAAAUAGUUGCAGAAGGACAUUGGUCUUCAAGUGAUCUAGGCGACCUUGUUCAUUUUGUUCCUUUAGGUCCUAAUGCUACGAAAGUUUGGGUUGAUAUCCCAAGGGUCCCUACUGCAUAUCUUUGGAGGCCAACAUCUGAGCUACAUUGCAUUGAAGAUGCUAUUGGUACUACAAUAGCUUGGCCAUCUGACAAAGUUGUUAUGCUUUGAAAAUCUGCAGUCCAUUGAUGAAGAUGAUGACCUCCCUCAAUUCAAUAGCAAUGCAGUAAAUUAGUUGUUAUGUUUUUGCAUUAAGUAGUCCAUAUUGGAUCCGAAGACACAACUUGUUGGUUGGACUAGUUUUUGAAUUU